This is a messenger RNA of Drosophila ananassae, 498 nucleotides long. RefSeq names its product male accessory gland serine protease inhibitor. The record is from RefSeq and is a predicted model, not a curated record. Gene Ontology annotation, molecular function: serine-type endopeptidase inhibitor activity. Bases 70 to 336 code for a protein of 88 amino acids. Lineage: Eukaryota; Metazoa; Arthropoda; Insecta; Diptera; Drosophilidae. The transcript has 2 exons.
GCCUUUAUAAGGCCCCGUUCUGGGUCUGGAAUUCCAUAGUUUAGUCUAGACUCUGGAGUUGUUGCAAAAAUGAAGUUUAUGAGUGUAGCGGUGAUUACAAUAAUGCUGAGUCUCCUCGGCCCACGAUUUUCAGUUGAGGCCAAGCCUGAGAUGUGCAAUCAGCAACCCUCUAUGGAUGGCAUGCCCCAGGACUCGGCUGCCUGCAUGGCCUUCAUGCCCACCUGGACCUACGAUGCCUCCAAGAAUGCCUGUUCCGAAUUCAUUUUCGGUGGCUGCGGUGGAAAUUCCAAUCAGUUCUCCUCCAAAAUCGAAUGCGAGAAAGCCUGCAAGGACUAAAUCCAAAAAAAAUAAGACAAACAUUUUUGCCGUCUGGGGCAAAACCCUCACUUAAAUAAAAAACAAUAAACAAAGCUUAAGUAUGAAAACCAAAACAAACAGCCGGCAAGCUUGUUUCGAAAAAAAAAUAAAUAAAUAAAAUAAAUCGCACUAUAAUUUCAA